AUGGUGAUAGCGUCAUUGCUAUCGGUUCUAAAUGAGACUUCGAGGGUUAAAAUAAACUCGAAGCUUAGACUUAAUUACCUUGAUAGAUUGACGAGCCAGAUAUACGCAGGUUAUUUCGAUAAGAAGGACAAGGGAGAUACAUUCGACCCAGAAUCCCAUUUCAAUAAGAAGAUUGAUGCUAUUUAUAAAGAGAAAAAGAGUUUAGAGGAUGAUGAGAGCAAACUAUGGACAAUGGACACCACAAUCAAGGGUGUUUCUCUCAAUAUUCCAAGAUAUUACUAUGAUAUGUCGGAAAAACCGCCAAUUCUGCCGUUUGACAUCAGAUUCACUUUAGGGAUGUAUUUUCAUCACAUAAAGACUCAAACUAAGAAGAAUCCAAAAAAGAUUGUUAUGGCUCCGUUCCAUUGGUACGAUUGGGUGGAUUUAUCGCCCUUGAAUCAGUACUUAUUAGCACCGGCCAAUGAGAAACCAUCGUGUGCGUUAUUGGAUGCUAGAAUGGACGAGAUUAAGGUUAAUCUGGAAAUAGAGCAGAAACAGAAAGAAAAAGAUUCCAAGUUGAAAGAAUUUGAACAAAACCAAAUUAAUAAGGAGGAAGACAAAAAGAAAGUUGAAGAAUCCCAGAAAAAAUUAGAGGAGACUAAGAUUGAAGACCACAUUGUAAAACAAGACGAGAAGGCGGAUAAUAAAGAAGAUAAGAAGGAGAACAAACAAGACACGAAGGAGGAUAAGAAGGAGGAUAAGAAGGAAGAUAAGAAGGAGGAUAAGAAGGAAGAUAAGAAGGAGGACAAGAAGGAGGACAAGAAGGAGGACAAGAAGGAGGACAAGAAGGAGGAUAAGAAGGAGGAUAAGAAGGAGGACAAGAAAGAGGACAAGAAAGAAGAAAAAGAACAGAAUAAAGACGAGACCAAAAAAGAAAAAAGACUCGAGAAGAGAGGAGAAUCUGUGGACCCUAAAGAAUAUUGUGUCGAUGACUUUCAUUUACCUAGUGAUUUUCAAGAUGGUAACACCAUAAGACCUGGAUUCAAUGUCUUCAAGAGUGAUUUGAGGACAACUCCUGACAAAGCUAUUCUUCUUGGUAAAUCGUACUUAUACACCUUUGCUCCACCUCCUUCGAUGAUUGUCUUCCUUACAAAAGAUGGAUCUUAUAACAUUACCGUCAAGGGAAGGGAAAAGCUAUUGGAUUCUGAUUUGGUCGGGAAUUAUAUAACCCAGACGAAACAAAAAUCGAUUAAUUCAUUAAAUGAGUUCAAGAAAUUGAAAAAGAAAGUAAAAGCUAAUUCACAUCAAAGUAUAAAUGAUUAUGAAAUUAAUCUUUCUGAAGAUUCCUUUAUUUUGAAACAUGAAGAACUUAUUGACAAAUAUGAAUCCAAGUUGAAAAAUGGUGGGUUGGCCGUUAGUGAAUAUCGUUAUUUGCAAUCCCUCAAAUAUUCGGAUAAUGAAGUGAAAAUGGUAAUCCACCAAAGUAUUUUGCAGAAGCGAGGUUAA
Messenger RNA from Debaryomyces fabryi, 1485 nucleotides. RefSeq lists its product as uncharacterized. The coding region runs from base 1 to 1485 and encodes 494 amino acids. The record is from RefSeq and is a predicted model, not a curated record. NCBI's taxonomy places the organism in Eukaryota, Fungi, Ascomycota, Pichiomycetes, Serinales, Debaryomycetaceae. The transcript has a single exon.